Solanum lycopersicum (tomato) is the source of this 1433-nucleotide messenger RNA. RefSeq names its product omega-amidase, chloroplastic-like. Gene Ontology annotation, cellular component: mitochondrion. The record is from RefSeq and is a predicted model, not a curated record. Gene Ontology annotation, biological process: L-glutamine metabolic process; oxaloacetate metabolic process. Gene Ontology annotation, molecular function: omega-amidase activity. NCBI's taxonomy places the organism in Eukaryota, Viridiplantae, Streptophyta, Magnoliopsida, Solanales, Solanaceae.
AUAACUUGUUGCUGACAAAAGAAGCAAAAGAAAAAGUCAAGAAAAUAGAAGGUGGGCUUCCGUAAAACAACUAAGAGGCAGAGAUCUGAAAAUGGAGGCCAUAGGGAUCACAAGAUUAUGCCACCGGAAUCUCCUUCCCACUUCAAACCCCUCUCUCACUUCCACAUUUAUCUCUAGUUUUGUUAUUGGUCGCACCUCCUCCCACAAUUAUAACAGAAACUUCCCCAAAUUUUUGGUUUCUGCAACUAUGGAAUCUUCCUUCAAGCCUGAGGAAGCUAGGGUUCCUGUAGAGCUUCCUUUGCCUGCUCCUCCCGUCACCAAGUUCAAGAUUGCUCUUUGCCAGUUAUCUGUAACUACCGACAAGGAGAGAAAUAUUGUUCAUGCUCAGAGGGCAAUAGAAGAUGCUGCAGACAAGGGUGCUCAACUUAUUCUUCUCCCUGAAAUAUGGAAUAGUCCAUAUUCCAAUGAUAGUUUUCCAGUAUAUGCAGAGGACAUUGAUGCUGGCGGAGAUGCAUCUCCUUCAACUAGAAUGUUAUCUGAAGUUUCUCGGAGUCGAAAGAUUACAAUUAUUGGUGGCUCUAUACCUGAACGCAGCGGUGACAAAUUAUAUAACAGUUGUUGUGUUUUUGGCAAAGAUGGAAAGCUUUUGGCCAAGCAUAGGAAGAUACAUCUCUUUGACAUUGACAUUCCAGGAAAGAUGACUUUUAAAGAAUCAAGGACCCUAACAGCUGGAGAGAGACCUACUAUUGUAGACACAGAGGUUGGACGCAUUGGUAUUGGUAUAUGCUAUGAUAUUCGCUUCCAAGAACUGGCGGCUAUCUAUGCUGCAAGAGGUGCUCAUCUGCUUUGUUAUCCUGGUGCCUUUAACAUGACCACCGGUCCGCUGCAUUGGGAAUUGUUGCAACGGGCGAGGGCUGCUGAUUGCCAGUUGUAUGUAGCAACUUGUUCUCCUGCCAGAGAUGGUGGUUCUAGUUAUGUAGCUUGGGGACACUCUACUCUUGUUGGACCGUUUGGAGAAGUGCUUAUGACAACAGAACAUGAGGAGACUACACUAGUAGCAGAGAUUGACUAUUCAGUAAUUGAGCAGAGAAGAACAUACCUUCCAUUUCAAAAACAAAGGCGGGGAGAUUUGUACCAGUUAGUUGAUGUUGAAAGAUUGACAUGCAAAGGAGCCAAAUGAGGUGCAUUCUAUAUUGCAUGGGGAUGGAAUAAUCUAGAAUUGAUCAGUGAUAAAAGAGUGGUCUAUUGAAAGGCUAAAACGUGACAAUUGCGUAUUUGUGCUUACAUUGAUCUCUGCUCAAUUAUAUGGCUCAUUUUUCCCAAGUCCAAAUUUCGCCUGGACUGAUGCACCAUUGUGAUGUGUGUGAAACUGCAAUAAAGGCUCUUUUUGUUUUUGAUUUCAUUUCUUUUGAACAUUGAAAAAUUCCGUAUUG